Molecule: messenger RNA, 270 nt
Organism: Aspergillus neoniger CBS 115656
Lineage: Eukaryota; Fungi; Ascomycota; Eurotiomycetes; Eurotiales; Aspergillaceae
Gene: tfb5
Product: TFIIH complex subunit TFB5
Exons: 2
Coding region: 1-270 (89 amino acids)
Biological process (GO): transcription by RNA polymerase II; transcription initiation at RNA polymerase II promoter; nucleotide-excision repair, preincision complex assembly
Cellular component (GO): transcription factor TFIIH core complex; transcription factor TFIIH holo complex
Source: RefSeq, a predicted model, not a curated record
AUGCCUCGUGCCGUCAGAGGAGUCCUCAUCGAGUGCGAUCCGUCCGUGAAAGCCAUCAUCCUCAAAUACGACGAAGAAAGACACGACUACAUCGUCGAAGACCUGGAUGAUGACCGCCAUUUGGUCAUAAAGGAGAGUCAGUUGCAGAAUCUGAAGGCGAGGUUGACAAAGGUAGGGAUGUCGAUGAAAGUUGUUUGGGGCCUAAGGCUGAUGAGAAAACAGGAGCUUGACGAUAAGGUUAUGCAGCCUGAUGAGUCGGAAUCGGAGUGA